Molecule: messenger RNA, 2928 nt
Organism: Empidonax traillii (willow flycatcher)
Lineage: Eukaryota; Metazoa; Chordata; Aves; Passeriformes; Tyrannidae
Gene: SYT13
Product: synaptotagmin 13
Exons: 6
Coding region: 362-1657 (431 amino acids)
Biological process (GO): cellular response to calcium ion; calcium-ion regulated exocytosis; regulation of calcium ion-dependent exocytosis
Molecular function (GO): syntaxin binding; clathrin binding; calcium ion binding
Source: RefSeq, a predicted model, not a curated record
UCCUCUCUAUCACACAUCAGACUUUUCCCAGUGGAGCUGGAGAAUAGGCUUCAAUGAAAACUGCCUGUUUGCAGUUAUAUGGAGAUUGCAGGCACUACAACCACUAUUUCCUUAAUGUAACCUGGAGCAGAACCUCCAUCAUCAGGAUAGAAAGGUAGCCUUGUUGCCUAGCAAAGGUGGGAUGAUUUAUCCGUGUCUCUAGAUUGGUCCUUUUUCUUUUCUGCACAACAGAAUUGCUUCCAGACUUCCAAGGAGAAUGAAGCCAGGCUAAAAAUCGGAGUGGAUGUGGCAGAGCUGCUCUCGCAGCGAGUAGGAUAGUCACAGGGUUUCUGCUCUUUCUGUUCCUGUGCAGCACAGGACAAUGGUUUUGUCUGCUCCAGUUAUAGCCCUGGGGGCUACCUUAGGGACUGCAACUAGCAUCCUUGCCCUCUGCGGUCUCACCUGCUUCUGCAAAUGCAAGCAACCUGGGAAAGGACUCUCAGAAAAGGACCAAGAGGAGGAGACGGAAAAUCCUAAGCCCAGCGUGCUUCAGCCAGUCCAGCAAUUCAACGUUAAGAAAACCGCAGAGCCAGUACAGCCUCGAGCACUCCUGAAGUUUCCCAACAUUUAUGGCCCCAAACCAGUAGUAACAUCACCUGAAAUUGUUAACUACACACAGUACUCUCUGAAGACUACGGAAGAACCAGCUACUGGAAAACCUACUAGCUUGGAUGAGAACAGGAUGAAGAUACAAGUCAAUGAAGAGCUGUUUGUUCUCCCUCAAAACGUUCCAGGUGUGGUAAAGGAUGUGUGUGUCACAGAGCACCUGAACCCUGAGAGGGCAGCCAGCUGUAACCAGGCCCCUGAGCUGCACUACUCCCUUGCGUACGAUCAACAAAGGGCCGAGCUGCGUGUGGCACUUCUGGAAGCUAUGCAUGGCAGAAUGAGUGCGGAACAAGACGCUGGCUGCCAUUGCUACAUUCUGGGCACACUGGUGAGCAAGUCUGGUAUUGCUGAGGCCCAGACAGAGCUGAAGAAGAAGGUACUUCACACCCUUUGGGAGGAGGUCCUGCGAUUCCCAUUAACUGAGGAGGAGAUGCCAGAGGGGACACUGACUCUCACCCUGAGAAACUGCGACAAGUUCUCCAGACACAGCAUUGUGGGGGAACUCAAACUGAACCUUGCUGAGAUGGAGGAAUCCUUUGGGAAGGCCCAGUGGGAAAGGCUAAAGAGUCCAGAGAAGGAGCCAUCUACGGGCCAUGGGGAGGUUCUGCUCUCUAUUAGCUACCUGCCAGCAGCUAACCGCCUUCUGGUGGUGAUCAUUAAGGCUAAAAAUCUCCAUUCCAAGCAGCUGAAAGAUUUACUUGGCAGUGAUGUUUCUGUCAAGGUGACGCUGAGGCAUCAGUCCUUGAAGCUGAAGAAGAAGCAGACCAAACGUGCAAAACACAAGAUCAACCCGGUGUGGAAUGAGAUGAUCAUGUUUGAGGUGCCUCAUGAGCUCCUGCAUGCCUCCAGCGUAGAGCUGGAAAUGCUGAGCCAGGAUGGUGCUGGCCAGAGCCACGUGCUUGGCAAGUGCAGUCUGGGCUUACAUGUCACAGGUACAGAGAGGAACCACUGGGAAGAAAUGCUGAGGAACCCCAGGAGACAGAUAGCCAUGUGGCACCAGCUACACAUGUAGGUUCAUCAUGAUUACUGACAACAAGAUUUACACCAGGCCUCCAAGCCUGGGGGAAUAAGUUGCAUUCCACCUUCCAUCAUCCCCUCCUCAAAGUUUCUCAGCACAGCACUCUUAUUACACCACCCUUCUCUGAUUUUCCUGCCCAUCCUGGCCAGAGAAACUGUCUGAAAAACAUAUUUAAAGGAUAAUCUCUCACCAAACUAAGUGGUUGUCUCAAACAAGAGAUUUGGCUGCCUGGAUGAUUUGAAUGAAUUUUAUUAAAAGCCUGCCCACUGUCAUUUCUGUGAGGUCCCUGUUUCUGUAGCAGAGCAGAGGGGAGCAAAGUUAUCAUGGAACUGUAAGCCACUCCCUGGCAUCUGGCACUGUCCCCAAGUCCCUUGAUUGAGUGCUGGCUCCAUAAUCACAAACAUCCAAUUGUUGUACCAGUCACUGCUUCUCAUAAUACCUUACAAGACUGAGAGAAAUAAAGAUCACAGAACUAACUGUCAUGGCAGACACAAAGUAUCAGUAUGAAAGAGAGAGGGAAGCCAACGUGCAGUAAAUGGAUACCUAGAAAAAGACACAAAACUAAGGGAGAGAACAGAGGAUGAAGAAAGGGUGUGACAGUCACCACCAUCAUCCUGUGCAGCCUUUGAAGCAAACACUGCCAAACAAGAAGUCAAACACCUUACUUUACCUUUGUUUCCUGGAGAGUUUGAUACCAUGUAUUUAGGAUUCAUGAAAACUGCUGAAAAUAUGAAUGUUUCAGGACCUUUUAGCAGAAUGCCUACAUCCUUCUAUCUUUCUAUGGUGUCACCCCAGAAGACCCUUAACACAGACAAAAAGUUAUUGUCGUUACCUCCAAAAACUUGGACCAAAUCUUUCUGUUUACUGCCAUCUUUUCUGUUUGGGUUUUUUUCUGAGCUAGAAAGUUUCAAGUACUCUAAAUAUAUUUCAUGCAACAUCUAAAACUAGGCAAAAGAAGUGGGAUCACUUCAUACCUUAGCAGCUGAUGGAUGGUUUUGGUUUGACAGUUACUAUUGCACUCAAGUACUCAUACCAGCAUUACUCGAAGACAACUCUUAAGAACUGCCAUGAAUUUCAUCACUUCCAGACACAAGGAAUUCACUGACCAGACAGACUCUCCAGGGCUUAUUUUUUCUGUGUGCACUUUCAAAAUUUGAUGUGGCUUAAAUGUUACUUUUACUGCCUUUUUUGUGUGUGUAGAUGGACUGAAAGUCUGGCAUCAGUAGUGAUGAUGUCAUGACCCCAUAAGCACACUGCCUGUCCUA